Effrenium voratum is the source of this 1074-nucleotide messenger RNA. The record is from the annotation of a GenBank genome assembly. NCBI's taxonomy places the organism in Eukaryota, Dinophyceae, Suessiales, Symbiodiniaceae.
AUGGCGACGGCCGGGGAGGUCAAGGCCGGUGAGGUCGACGAGCUCGAGACCACCACCGCGGGCGAGCCCAGCUCAGCUGUUGAAACGCCCACGGAGAAGGUCGAGGCAGAGGAACCGGCCGUGACGGAGGUGGUGGUCACUGCGGGCCCCGCCGAAAACGCGGCGGGCGGCGCGCAGGUCGCCGAUGGGGGGAACUCCACCGCGCUGCCGCCCAUUCGGCCCGCGAAUCAUUCGCCCACGGGGCGGCAAAGCUUAGUGCCGCCCAAGCAAGCGCGGGCCGAUGCCAGGAGGCGGAUCCUGGCGGCGCGCCUGGACCUGGAGCGCCGGGUGGCGGAGGCCACCGGGGCGCGCCUGGAGCGCCAGAAGGCGCAGGAGGCGGAGGCGCGGCAGCGCGCGGAGGCGGCCCAGCGCCGGGCCAGGAAGCGCCUGGCCGAGCGCAAGAAGUCCCGGUCGCCGGAGAAGGCGCUUGAGGAGGCACGCCUGGACCUCUUGGACAAGAGCCGCAGCCCCUCGCGGGACCUGCCGGGCCUGCGCCCUGCGAAGGCGAGGGUCAAGCAGAAGAUCCAGCGCCAGCGUGAGGAGCAACAGGCGCGUCUCCAAGAGAUUGAGGAGGACCGGCAGAGGGCGGAGCAGCGGAAGCGGGAGGCGGCUCAGGCGCUGGAGCUGCACCGGCAGCAGGCGGCCAAGCGGGCGGCGGAGCGGCUGAGGGCGGAGAAGGAGUCCGAGGCCAGGGCCAAGGCGGAACGCGAGCAGGAGUUGCAAGAGGCUCGGGAGAGGCAGAAGCAGUACAAAAGCCCAAAGUCCAUCGCCAAGCUCAUCUCCAAUGACGCGGCGCCCGGCGCCCACCUGGAGGAGCGAAAGCGGGCGGCGCAGCGGGAGGAGUCGCACCUGCGCCGGGAAAGGGAGCGGGCGAGGCGGCACCUGGACGACGGCGCGGCGCUGGAGCGGCCCUUUGGGACCCCGAGGCUCCCGUCCAAGACGAGGGAGGAGCCUUUUGAGGAGGAUGAGUUCAUGGCCAAGACGGUGCAUGCCUUGACAGAUGAAGAUUGGAAGGUGAACAUCAAGUUCUCUUGA